GAGAGAAAUGAGGAACGGGCUAUAUGUGUUUUUCCGGAAUGGUGUGUUCGGUCAGAAGGGGUAUAGUGGAGUGGAGGGAUCUUGCAAAUGCAUGUCUGUCGCUCUGGGAGGUCUGAUGGUUGUGGACAAUAGAGACGGCGAACUCGGCUUAGGACGUGGGUGGGAGUUACUAACAUCAGUUCACUCCACCACCCUAGGGUACCUAGACUCGACUGUCAGGGAAGGGUGCCCAGAAGCUCUCAGCGACUCGAUGGAAAGGAAACCCCUGUUCGGGGGGAGGUAUGGGGAUGGUACCCCUGAGAAUUGAUGGGGAAUGUUCCAGUGCAUGACUGCGGUUUGGAUAGGUGCCUUCAGCACUUGAAAGAGGCAGAGGAGAGGUUUUGAGGCUGGAGGGAGGUCCUGAUAGGGCGGAUGGGAGGGUACCCAGGGGCUGGCCUGGGAUUUGAGAAAGGGUGCUGUGCUGAUUGGUGUGACCUAGAGCCAGUCUCAUCAUGGCUGUGGUUGUCUUUCUCAUGUGUCGAGGGGAGAAUUUGGGUCUAGGAGCCAUCCCUAGGAACAGAGGUGGGGCAGCAAUUGUUGGGUUAUGAGAGGAGGACAAAUUAGGGAUUUGUGCAGAUUGGCUGUGCACAGAUCCUCCUGAGCCGCCUGAAGUGGGGAGGCAUCAAGAGCCUGCUCUAGUUAGUGUCUGUACAAAAACAAGGACUAUGGUAAUGUGGCCUGGAGUAAGGUGGAAAAAUGAGGAAGUGAGUUUCCUAGGAAACCUUUGAGGGGGGACUACUGACGUGAUCUCAGCAUGGGAAAAUGGGAUACAAAAAGUGUGUGGGGAGUGUAAACAAUGUUUGGCGAUUGAACCUAAGGGGAAGAAGGGGUUAGAUGGAAUCUGUGUUCCAGGCACCAAACUUAGCUGGAUAUUUGAGAGGCCCAGGUUUGUCAUUUUUUUGCUGGAAUGCAGCUUAGAGGUUGGAUAACACCUCACAGGUUCAGAGGGUAAGAAGUCAGAAUGACCAGCUAUCAUUUAGAGCUCAGACUCGAACCCUGAGCUCCAUUUGUUAAGAGGCUGAGACCAUGUUAUAAGGCAGAAAAUUAGACAAGUUUAAUAAAUUCUUAGUGGUCCCCCCAUAAAAUGGAGGUAAUAAUGCCUUUUUUUUUUACAAGACUUUAAUUAAAAAAAAACUCAACAAAAAUAUUAAUCAAGCAUUUUAUAUAAGGCAUAAUAAUACCUAUUUCACAGGGUUUUUUUUGGGGGGGAUUAAAUGAGAUUAAUGCAUGUAUAAUGCUCAGUACAAGGCCUGGGUCAUUUUUUUUUUUUAAUGUAGCUUUAAAAAUGGCUGUAGGGUGACAAAACAACUGUGACAGGGUGAGAGAUUUAUGUGAAUGUUGUGACUGGGAAUUAUUCUCACAUUCUCAUGUUUUUCUGCAAGUUUUGAUGACUCCCCAUUUCCCUUCUUCCUGGUUCUUCUGGUCUUCAGGCACCAGCCCAAAUUUCUUCAUUCCUCCCUGUCCUUCUUCCAAGAUCCAGGCCCCAGACUGGGCUAUUUGCUCUGUCCCAGUUUGAUUUCCUCAUCCUAGACCCAUUCACCUCCUUGCCCCUCCUCCCUCUCCUUCUCCCCGCCCCUACCCUGCUGCCAUAGUAACAAGAGAUUCGGGCUCCGAAGGGGGCCUCUGGGAGGGAGCAAAGGUGCGUCUUCUCUCGCAGAACUUGGGCCUCCACUUCUCCGCCCUGGCUCUUUGGUACUGGGCCAGCAGCAGUGUGCAGUUUGGGAGAGGGGGAAAGCCAGUGCCAGGAGCUGUUAGGAGCGAGCUGAGGGGCCGGCAGAUGCGAGUUCCAAAAGGAGAGCCAGGCUUGGGGGCGGGGAAGGGGGACCCCCUCCUCCUAAAGCUCUCUCCAGGAAUCCCUGGCUUUGGGACAGGACCGCUGUCGUUGGGUUGGGGGAGGCGUCCAGGCUGAGUGUAUGUCCUGGGCCAACAGCCAAGAGAACACGAUGUUCCCAAGUGCGCUAGCCGCCGCCCUCUUGGGCUGGCCGCCUCCCAAACCGCUGCCUUUCCAGCCUCCCUGCCCCACAUUCCCCGGCUGCUUCGCCCCGCCCCCUUCCUCCGCUUUGACGUCACCGCUGUCUCCCGCCCCCUCUUCUCCAUUGACGGCAGCAGAGCCUGGUUGCUGUGGGGACCGCGAGGCAGGACAACCGGGGCCUUAGGAGCAGGUACUGGCUGUGAACGAACUUCUCAAACUUCAGAAACACUUCUUCCACCUCACUCACAAGCCAGGCCUCAAGGCCACCUUGUUCAACCGUUGUGGCCUCUGCACCUUCCCUGUUCUCCUGUCCUUCCCAUGGCCCAGACAUGAGUGAUCCCCUAGAAGAGGCUGAUGGGGGAAGGGACCCCAGGCCCGGCGAAUCCUUUUGUCCUGGGGGAGUCCCAUCCCCUGGACCCCCACAGCACCGGCCUUGCCCAGGCCCCAAUCUGGCUGAUGACACUGAUGCCAAUAGCAAUGGCUCAAGUGGCAAUGAGUCCAAUGGGCAUGAAUCCAGGGGUGCAUCUCAACGGAGUUCACAUAGCUCCUCCUCUGGCAAUGGCAAGGACUCGGCCCUUCUGGAGACCACUGAGAGCAGCAAGAGCACAAACUCUCAGAGCCCAUCCCCACCCAGCAGUUCCAUUGCCUACAGCCUCCUGAGUGCCAGCUCAGAGCAGGACAACCCAUCUACCAGUGGCUGCAGCAGUGAACAGUCAGCUAGGGCAAGGACUCAGAAGGAACUCAUGACAGCACUUCGGGAGCUCAAGCUUCGACUGCCACCAGAGCGUCGGGGUAAAGGCCGUUCUGGGACCCUGGCCACACUACAGUAUGCACUGGCUUGUGUCAAGCAGGUGCAGGCCAACCAGGAAUACUACCAGCAGUGGAGCCUGGAGGAGGGUGAGCCAUGUGCCAUGGAUAUGUCCACUUACACCCUGGAGGAGCUGGAGCACAUCACAUCUGAGUAUACACUUCGCAACCAGGAUACCUUCUCGGUGGCUGUCUCCUUCCUGACAGGCCGAAUUGUAUACAUUUCGGAGCAGGCAGGAGUUCUGCUGCGUUGCAAGCGGGAUGUAUUUCGGGGUGCCCGCUUCUCAGAGCUCCUGGCUCCCCAGGAUGUGGGUGUCUUCUAUGGCUCCACGGCCCCAUCUCGUCUACCCACUUGGGGCACUGGGGCCUCUGCAGGUUCAGGCGUCAAGGAUUUUACCCAGGAGAAGUCUGUUUUCUGCCGUAUCAGAGGAGGUCCUGACAGAGAUCCAGGGCCUCGGUAUCAACCAUUCCGCCUAACUCCAUAUGUGACCAAGAUCCGGGUCUCAGAUGGGGCCCCUGCACAGCCGUGCUGCUUGCUCAUUGCAGAACGCAUCCACUCGGGUUAUGAAGCUCCCCGUAUCCCCCCUGACAAGAGGAUUUUCACCACGCGUCACACACCAAGCUGCCUCUUCCAGGAUGUGGAUGAAAGGGCUGCUCCGCUGCUGGGCUACCUACCCCAGGACCUCCUGGGGGCACCAGUGCUUUUGUUCCUGCAUCCUGAGGACAGACCACUCAUGCUGGCCAUCCAUAAGAAGAUCCUACAGCUGGCAGGCCAACCCUUUGACCACUCCCCUAUUCGCUUCUGUGCCCGUAAUGGGGAGUACGUCACCAUGGACACCAGCUGGGCUGGCUUCGUGCACCCCUGGAGCCGUAAGGUGGCCUUUGUGUUGGGCCGCCACAAAGUACGCACGGGACCCCUGAAUGAGGAUGUGUUCACUCCUCCAGCUCCCAGUCCAACUCUGUCCCUGGACUCUGAUAUCCAGGAGCUCUCAGAGCAGAUCCAUCGGCUACUGUUGCAGCCCGUGCACAGCUCCAGCCCCACAGGACUCUGUGGAGUUGGCCCCUUGAUGUCCCCAGGCCCUCUCCACAGCCCUGGCUCCUCCAGUGAUAGCAACGGCGGUGAUGCUGAGGGGCCUGGACCACCUGUUCCAGUGACUUUCCAGCAGAUCUGUAAGGAUGUGCAUCUGGUGAAGCACCAGGGGCAGCAGCUUUUCAUUGAGUCCCGGGCCCGGCCUCCACCCCAGCCUCGCCUCCCUGCUACAGGCACAUUCAAGACCAAGGCCCUUCCUUGCCAGUCCCCAGACCCAGAGCUGGAGGCAGCCCCUGCUCUGACCCAGGCUCCACCUCCCUUGGUCCCUGAGGAGGCUGAGAGGAAAGAAGCCUCCAGCUGUUCCUACCAGCAGAUCAACUGCCUGGACAGCAUCCUCAGGUACCUGGAAAGCUGCAACAUCCCCAGCACAACCAAGCGUAAAUGCGCUUCCUCCUCCUCCUAUACUGCCUCCUCAGCCUCUGAUGAUGACAAGCAGAGGACAGGUCCAGUCCCCAUAGGGGCCAAGAAAGAUCCAUCAUCAGCAGUGCUGUCUGGGGAGGGGGCCGCUCCACGGAAGGAGCCAGUGGUGGGAAGCACCUUGAGCCCGCUCGCCCUGGCCAAUAAGGCGGAGAGCGUGGUGUCCGUGACCAGUCAGUGUAGCUUCAGCUCCACCAUCGUCCAUGUGGGAGACAAGAAGCCCCCGGAGUCGGACAUCAUCAUGAUGGAGGAACUGCCUGGCCUAGCUCCAGGCCCAACCCCCAGCCCGGCCCCCAGCCCCACAGUAGCCCCUGACCCAGCCCCAGAUGCCUACCGCCCAGUGGGCCUGACCAAGGCCGUGCUGUCCCUGCACACACAGAAGGAAGAGCAAGCCUUCCUCAACCGCUUCCGAGACCUUGGCAGGCUGCGUGGACUUGACAACUCUUCCACGGCCCCCUCGGCCCCUGGCGAGCGAGGCUGCCACCAUGGCCCAGCACCCCCCAGCCGCCGACACCACUGCCGAUCCAAAGCCAAGCGCUCACGCCACCACCAGACCCCACGGGCCGAAGCCCCCUGCUAUGUCUCCCACCCCUCACCUGUGCCCCCCUCUGGCCCCUGGCCCCCUCCUCCAGCCACCACUCCUUUCCCAGCAGUGGUCCAGCCUUACCCACUCCCAGUGUUCUCCCCACGGGAAAGUCCCCAGCCUCUUCCUCCUGCUCCCACAUCUGUGCCCUCUGCCACUUUCCCUACCCCCUUAGUAACUCCAAUGGUGGCUUUGGUGCUCCCUAACUAUCUGUUCCCGACUACAUCUAGCUAUCCCUUUGGGGUACCUCAGACACCAGCUGAGGGGCCUCCCACCCCUGCCUCCCACUCACCCUCCCCAUCCCUGCCCCCACUUCCUCCCAGUCCCCCACGCCGCCCAGACUCCCCACUGUUCAACUCAAGAUGCAGUUCCCCACUCCAGCUCAAUCUGCUGCAACUUGAGGAGCCCCCCCGUCCUGAGGGGGGCACUGUUGCAGGGGGUCCUGGGAGCAAUGCUGGGCUCCCACCUCCUAGUGAGGAGGCCGCUGAGCCUGAAGCCAGAUUGGUGGAGGUAACUGAAUCCUCCAAUCAGGAUGCACUCUCUGGCUCCAGUGAUCUGUUGGAACUGCUACUGCAAGAGGACUCGCGUUCUGGUACAGGCUCUGCAGCCUCAGGCUCCCUUGGCUCUGGCUUGGGCUCUGGAUCAGGUUCAGGCUCCCAUGAGGGUGGCAGCACCUCAGCCAGCAUCACCCGCAGCAGUCAGAGCAGCCACACGAGCAAGUACUUCGGCAGCAUUGACUCUUCGGAAGCUGAAGCUGGAGCUGCUCAGGCCAGGGCUGAGCCUGGGGACCAGGUCAUUAAGUAUGUGCUCCAGGAUCCCAUCUGGCUGCUUAUGGCCAAUGCUGACCAACGUGUUAUGAUGACCUACCAGGUGCCCUCCAGGGACAUGGCAUCUGUGCUAAAGCAGGACCGAGAGCGGCUUCGAGCCAUGCAGAAGCAGCAGCCUCGGUUCUCAGAGGACCAGCGGCGGGAACUGGGUGCUGUGCACUCCUGGGUCCGCAAGGGACAGUUGCCUCGGGCCCUUGAUGUGAUGGCCUGUGUGGACUGUGGUAGCAGCUCCCAAGACCCUGGCCACUCUGAUGACCCACUUUUCUCGGAGCUGGAUGGACUGGGGCUGGAGCCCAUGGAGGAGGGUGGAGGCGAGGGUGGCAGCAGUGGUGGUGGUGGUGAUGGUGAUGGUGGCAUUGGUGAGGGUGGCGAGGAGGCCCAGGCCCAAGUUGAGGCCAAGGUCUCAAGCUCUCAGGACUCUGCCAUGGAGGAGGAGGAACAAGGUGGGAGCUCGUCCAGUCCAGCCUUAUGUGCAGCAGAAAAUGGCACCAGCUAAACUCCAUUUUGGGGCCACUUCCUGAAGUCCAUGCAAGGCAUCCUUCUUCAAUGUUACAAUUCUCAGAACUCAGAUGUGGCUGGACCAACCAAUAGAAAACUGCCCCAGCUUCUCCCACCUUAGGGAGUGGGACCCCCAUCACCAGCCUGGGAUCCAAAGGCUGCCUCUGGCUUCUUAGUGAACAGAGGGUGGAACUUUUCAGGCCAGCCAAGAGGAGGGUCACCUCCCACCCCUGGUGGAGGCCCUUCUGGAUAAGGUUGCUGACCCACUGCUGAAAUGGGCUCGCCAAAUCCCAGCUGAGCCUGAGUCCCAGUCCCGAGGUUUGGGGCUGCACUUAUUUAUUGGGGGAGACAGCUCUCUCUCCCACCUCCUCCCUAAGUGGGGGGAGGGGAGCCUGGGGCCCAAGGAGGACCCAGGGGUUUGAACCCCUAGCUGCUCCAGGGUGGGGGAGGUUGGUGGACCAUGGAGUCCCUGGUGCUGCCCCUCAGGUGGGACCCAGGCGUUCUCAGCUCUACCCUCUACCAAUGGCAUUUGUGUUUUUGAUAUUGUGUCUGUUAUUAUUUUUUUAAUACAAAAAGAAAGAAAUCAAAA
Marmota monax (woodchuck) is the source of this 6822-nucleotide messenger RNA. It is a transcript of the gene Per1, whose product is annotated as period circadian regulator 1. The transcript is spliced from 23 exons. Gene Ontology annotation, molecular function: transcription corepressor binding; transcription cis-regulatory region binding. Gene Ontology annotation, biological process: circadian regulation of gene expression; entrainment of circadian clock by photoperiod; negative regulation of transcription by RNA polymerase II. The record is from RefSeq and is a predicted model, not a curated record. NCBI's taxonomy places the organism in Eukaryota, Metazoa, Chordata, Mammalia, Rodentia, Sciuridae. The coding region runs from base 2341 to 6231 and encodes 1296 amino acids. Gene Ontology annotation, cellular component: nucleus; cytoplasm.